GGGUGGGACCUGGAGCCGCUGAUCCUCCUUAGACCUUCACGGAUCCGGCCUAGGUAAGCCGGAGGCCCUGGACAGAUCCAGGACUAGGGAAUUUGGAGGUGGAGAAUCUUCUCAUUCCAGGUACUCCAUGACAUCCUCCACCAAGGACAGGGGUUCCCAUCUCUUUUGUCCACUUUGGGGGUCCAGUUCCUGGAACAGCACUUGGCACUGACACACAGGACACUUCAGUGACUCGAAAGAUCAUUUUGCAUCAAGUGUGGGGGCUACGCCUGAUCCCAGCUGUUUGGGAGGCCGAAGCAGGAGGAUCCCAAGUCUGAGGCCAGCCUGAACAACUUAGCAAGACCCUCUCAAAACAAAAAUAAAAGGGCUGGGAAUGUAGCUCAGUGGCAGAAUGCACCUGGGUUCAAUCCCCAGUAUUGAAAAAAAAUGUGGAAGACCAAGCCUUGUUGAAAGUACAGAGCUCAACCCUGGCACCCUCUGCCCUCAAGAUGUCCAUGCAGGGGCCACAGAAUGGAGAGGACCUCAACCACCAACCCUGGUACCAUGGACUCCUAUCCCGCCAGAAGGCCGAAGCUCUUCUUCUGCAAGAUGGCGACUUCCUGGUCCGUGCCUCUGGGUCCCGUGGGGGCCACCCUGUGAUCUCCUGCCGCUGGCGGGGCUCCGUUCUGCAUUUCGAGGUGUUUCGUGUGGUCAUGCGCCCCCGGCCAGGCCGACCAGCAGCUCUCUUUCAGUUGGAGGACGAGAGGUUCCCCAGCAUGCCUGCCCUGGUUCUCAGUUACGUGACCGGCUGCCGCCCGCUGUCCCGGGCCACAGGGGCUGUGGCCUCCAGGCCUGUGAUUCGGCAGGGGCCUCUGCGGCGCAGCUUUAGCGAAGAUACACUUAUGGACUGCCCAGUCCGCACAGAACAUUUCAGGGACAGGAAGUGGAGCAACAGUCAGCCUGCAGACUUGGAGCUCACAGGGGAGUCAAAAGAAGACCACUCUGGAUCAGGAACCUCUACUAUGCCGAUAUCUGCCCUGCUCCGGACAGGCAGUGACCCCGUGUUGCCCAAGGCCCCCGCUCCCCUGGGGACUAUUGCUGACAAUCUCAGAGCCUCGGAUGGCCAACUUCAUGCUAAGGCACCAACCAAGCCCCUCCGGACACCCUCACUGGCGCUUACUGAUGCCUCUGGAAGACCCUCGACCUACUGUGAGCUGGUGCCCCGCGUGCCCAGUGCCCAGAGAAUGCCUCCUGGCCAAAGCUGUUUGGAGCCAGAGUCACCAUGGUGGGAGGAGGAGGAGGAGGAAAUGGUGAAGGAGGACAAAUGUUUUGCAAGACCACAGAACGAGGUCUCCUUUUGCCCCCCUGAUACCCGAUCUUGCCUGCUGGGUCCCCAGAAUCGGCCCCUGGACCCCAACGUCUUGUGUAUUCUCCGUGGUUUGUUCCUGGAUCACCAUCCUGAGAGCACCGCCCUCCACUUGCUAUUGGUGGACUGCCAGGCUGCGGGCCUCCUAGGAGUGACCAAAUUUCAGCGAGCUGCCAUGGGCGUCGCUUCGGGCCUGGAACUGCUCACGCUUCCCCAUGGGCAUCGCUUGAGGCUGGAACUGCUGGAGAGGCUAGAGACACUGGCCCUGGCGGGGGCGCUGGCGGUGCUGGGCUGCUCUGGACCGCUGGAGGAGCGCGCAGCCGCACUGAGAGGCCUGGUGGAACUGGCAUUGGCGUUGCGGCCAGGGGCAGCAGGGGACCUGCCCGGGCUGGCUGCGGUCAUGGGAGCCCUUCUCAUGCCACAGGUGUCCCGGCUGGAACAUACGUGGCGCCACCUCCGACGGAGCCACACAGAGGUUGCGCUGGCCUUCGAGCAGGAGCUGAAGCCGCUGAUGCGGGCGCUGGAUGAGGGAACGGGACCCUGCGACCCCGGCGAGGUGGCGCUGCCGCACUGGGCGCCCGCGGUGCGCCUGCUGGAGGGCGAGGAGCUUGCGGGGCCGCUGGAGGAGGGCUGCGAGCGGCUGCUGCGGACCCUGCACGGCGCGCGUCAGAUGGCCGGCGACGCGCCCAAGUUCCGCAAGGCGGCUGCCCAGCGCCUGCGAGGCCAUCCCCAGGAGCCCUGGCUGAAUGAGCCUCUGAAAAGCCACCCCUCGGUCCUGCAAAGUAGAGGAUCCCCUUCCCUACUAACCCCGCCCAGUUGCGCCACAUACUGGAGCAGAGUCCUUUUGCUUGGUCCGAAGUCUCAAGGAUUCCAGCCUAACCCGGAUCUGAGGGAGGCCCUGACCACUGGUUUCAUGCGGAGGCUGCUCUGGGGGAGCCGGGGCGCCAGUGCGCCCCUAUCAGAACGCCUGGAGAAGUUCCAACAUGUGCUUAGCAUCCUGUCGCAGCGUCUAGAGCCUGACCAGUAAGACAAGAGACACCCUUCUUUACACCAGGACCCCAAACUUCCAGGGACCUCCAAGGAGACCAAGAAAGUUGCCCCAGGCACCUCACAGCCUUGAGCAGUGGAAACUGGCUCCAGGCCUCACAAAAGGAGGCGAUCAAAGUUUGCAAAAAUGCACAAGGAUCCUGGGGGUGGGGCGGCAGCAGCCUCCUGCCUCACCCUAGAAGACUGACCGAGGUAAUCUGGAGGCCACGCUCCUGCCACACACAUACACACCCCACAGUUGGGAACACCCAGAAAGCAGUGCCCGGUGGUGAACAUGUGGCUUUUCUUGGUAAGAGAACUUGCAGAUCUAGUAUCAGGAGUUCAAAUUCGACUGUACUUCUGAAAAGCUGUGUGACUUUCAGCAGAUCAUUUCACUUCUCUGCUGACCUUCAACACAAAAGUGAAACCGUGUGCUUUCUAGGGUUUGUGGCUGAGAUGAAAACUUAAUGUUCAGAUCAGAUCAUGGUGGAGAGUGCCUGGCACACAGCAGGUACUCAAUAAACCCUACCCAUUCUCAGUAA
Messenger RNA from Marmota monax (woodchuck), 2913 nucleotides. It is a transcript of the gene Sh2d3a, whose product is annotated as SH2 domain containing 3A. The record is from RefSeq and is a predicted model, not a curated record. Gene Ontology annotation, biological process: small GTPase-mediated signal transduction; positive regulation of peptidyl-serine phosphorylation. The transcript has 13 exons. Gene Ontology annotation, molecular function: phosphotyrosine residue binding; guanyl-nucleotide exchange factor activity. Lineage: Eukaryota; Metazoa; Chordata; Mammalia; Rodentia; Sciuridae. Bases 489 to 2372 code for a protein of 627 amino acids.